UUGCGAUCCGUUUGGUAAAGGGUCCUGGUGUUCUCGUCGUUGUACCGAAUCUGGAUACUGGAUACAUAUACUUGUUCAACGACGAAUUUCUGCCUGAUCAAGUGCAUAAAAAGUCAGUUAUCGAAGUUAUCCCUACUGUGGUCAGGUGGUACCGAACGCUCUGUGUGCCAACGAAGUUUUCACGAUUUCAAGUUUUGCUGGUAGCAAAUAUAACUGAUUGUGCAUUUCAUCGUUAGUUUAAGUGUGGUACGAUUAAAUUGGAAUACUGUGAUUUUAUUUUGUGGAAAUAGUCUUUGAAUACGGUGAGAAAAAAUGAUCUUCGCAAAAGCCUUCGGUUUUCUUUUGGUGUUGACGAUAUCGUCAAGACUUGCCAGAGCAGCGGACGACGAUAUCAUCGAAAAAGGCUAUCGGACCGCCUUUCGCGUGUACGAGGAAUGCCAGCAGCAGAACAUCGGUCUCUCGCCAUGUUUGAAGAAAAAGGCGAUUUCUUUUCUCGAUAGAGUCGGCAGAAUUAACAGCAAUAUACCGAUCACUGAUAACGUUGAAUUGAUCAAAAAUGCUCAUGCAGAUUCACUGCGUUAUUCCGAACAGGAACUUGAAUCUCUUGGCAGAGCCGGAUCCUCUAGAGAAGAGACGUUGAACACCAUCCUGUUCAACAAGGUCACCUCUCUAAUGAACGGUUUUGACGUACAAAUCAGUUUGCCAAAAAUGACGUCCACUGACCUCAAACGAAGCAUCGAAGAAGGUCGAGGUAAAAUGAAGAAGAUGAUGGGCAUGAUGAUGAUGGGUAUGGGCAUGAAGAUGAUCGCCAUGGUACCGCUAGGGAUGAUGGGCCUGUUCCUGCUGGCGGGAAAAGCUUUCAUAAUUGCUAAAAUAGCUCUGGUCCUUUCCCUCAUCAUUGCCUUGAAGAAGCUGCUCCAGCAGAAGCAAGGAGGUGGAGGUGGAGACAUGCACCACGGUGGGGGUUGGCAGAGCAGCGGCGGCGGCGGCGGCGGCGGUGGCGGCUGGGACAGGAGCAUGAGGAGUCUGGGUCUGGACGCCGUUGUACCUGUGCCCGAAGGCUUCAAGCAGACGGACGAGAGUUUCGCUCACAGUUUAGCCUACAAAGGACAAAUCAGCGAAACCCAUUAAUUGUG
Diprion similis is the source of this 1136-nucleotide messenger RNA. RefSeq lists its product as uncharacterized. The transcript has a single exon. The coding region runs from base 313 to 1131 and encodes 272 amino acids. Lineage: Eukaryota; Metazoa; Arthropoda; Insecta; Hymenoptera; Diprionidae. The record is from RefSeq and is a predicted model, not a curated record.